This is a messenger RNA of Alnus glutinosa, 1409 nucleotides long. RefSeq lists its product as uncharacterized. The record is from RefSeq and is a predicted model, not a curated record. The transcript has 6 exons. The coding region runs from base 596 to 1195 and encodes 199 amino acids. NCBI's taxonomy places the organism in Eukaryota, Viridiplantae, Streptophyta, Magnoliopsida, Fagales, Betulaceae.
GUCAUCCUUCGGUCAAAAUGAGGGUGAGCGAAGCACUCCCGAGCCUCAAACCAGCGGAAGGACCACUCCUAGCCAAACGGUAGUCAAACCACCUCCGAGACAAUUUAGGGUGGUUUGGGCCGCCGGUUUGACCAUUUGUCACCCCUUCUUCAACUCCCCUCAACGAUUGUUUCCUCCGACUCCGGUCAGUCGACAGUGAAUCCUACCACACUUUGGGGACCGAUUUACUGUUUCUCGCCGUCAAAGUAGAGUCGCACAACUGAAAGAAUAGUGGACCAAACACAAGCGUUGACAAUCCCAUUUCAGAGGGAGGGACAGUAGGGCCAGAGGCGAGGCGUAUCUGAUUCCAAAAUCACGAGUCGCCAAAAAGUGCCCGGAGUGGACCCCACCACCCCCACGUGUCAUCUUCGCUCCGUCGUCAAACAAUCAGAAAAAGUUGUUCAAAAAUCACAGCCAGUUUCUAUUCUUCGAGCAGCCGCACUCACAUGUUUCCCGUGUUUUGGCUUUUCAUUUCACAGCCCAAGAACAAACUCUCCCUCCAUAACAUAGUUUUCUUAGCCAGCCGAAAAGCUUGCGAGUCUCAGCAAUAGCAGAAAUGGAAAAAACAAAGUAUCCAAAGGUGAAGGUGAGGGAACAAGACGACCGAGAGGAUCUCAAGGGAAUUUCUUUGCUUCCAAUGAAUGGAGGUUCUUGUUUUCCGGUGAAGGAUCAUGAAGACAUUUCUCCACCAUAUGUUGCAAAAAUUCCAGCAUCUUAUGUACCAAGUGUACUUAUGUCGACAACUUCUGUAUCUGAAGGUUUGAUCAUGCCAACAAUUUCUGUAUCUGAAGAAGCAGAGAAGAACGACAAUUUUUUUGAAGAGGAUGAUAAAAUAAAUAUUAGAGUUAGUUCAAUCCUGCGUCCACGUGCCGUCUUGUCUAGUCCUGAUAAUGAUGCGGUGAUUGGGAAUAAAAAUAGGAUGAAGGUGAAACAACCUUCAGCUUUGAAGAAUCAUAACUUGGUUCAAAGCAGGCAUGUGCGGUGUAAGGUUAUCUCAAGCAAAAUCACUGAAAGUCCUAUCAACACAAGGUAUUCCAAGGAUGCUGAUGAUAGUAAGAGCGAUAUUAGAGGAAAUAAAGGGUUGGCAACAGCAGCUCCAAGUCAGAAAAGCUACCUUAGAACUAAGAAAUCCAGCUCUGUGAGAACUUUAGUGUGAGAUUAUUUGCCAGUGGGUCCACAUAAAGAGGCAAACUUUUACAUCUACUCUUUCUUUCUUCCUUUAAUUUCUUUUUCUUUUCCCUUUUCCCUUUAUCUUUCAUUCUAGUGAUUCUGACAUAUAACCGCGUCUUUGCAUUUUUUAGGUGCCAAGAAGUUGUUAUGCUUACCAAAUUAAUAUUACUGUAUAUGGUCGUAUACUGUGUUAAAUUUCA